Pyricularia oryzae 70-15 is the source of this 852-nucleotide messenger RNA. RefSeq lists its product as uncharacterized. The transcript is spliced from 3 exons. Gene Ontology annotation, molecular function: chitin binding. The record is from RefSeq and is a predicted model, not a curated record. The coding region runs from base 1 to 852 and encodes 283 amino acids. NCBI's taxonomy places the organism in Eukaryota, Fungi, Ascomycota, Sordariomycetes, Magnaporthales, Pyriculariaceae.
AUGCGCUCCAUCAUCACCCUCCUCGUCGUCGCCAUGGCGGGCCAGACCCUGGCAGCCGCCACGGGCGGCCUCAGGGUCAGCAAGAAUGCAAAGUGCGGGAGCGAGCACAGGAGGACCUGCCUGGGGUCCGAGUUUGGCGACUGCUGCAGCGUCAACGGCUGGUGUGGAUCGGACGACUCGUACUGCGGAACGGGCUGCCAGCCCGGCUUUGGCGACUGCUCGCCCGCACAGGCGUCGUCGACGCAGCCGGGCCCGACCGACACGGUGUCUGUGCCCGGCCCGUCGUCGUCGUCGUCGUCGCUGACGGUCAGCCAGGACGCCACCUGCGGCGACGGCGUCACCUGCGAGGGCUCGGCGUUUGGCAACUGCUGCAGCAUCAAUGGCUGGUGUGGAUCGGACGACUCGUACUGCGGAAUGGGCUGCCAGGCAGGCUUUGGCACAUGCGGCGGUUCCGACAACAGCAGCAGUAGCCCAUCAGGCACCGCCUCCCCCCCGGCGCCGUCGGGCGGCUCAGCCAGCGCCGUCAUCGGCACCGCCACCAGCACCGUCGCCAGCACACUGUCGACAACAACCCCCGAGCCGACCUGCGCGGUCGACAGCGCGUGCACCGUGGACCUCGCGGAGCUGCAGACGAGCAAGGAGCUCAACACGCCGUGCGGCGGCGCGGCCAACAAAAAGGGCGCCUGCAUCUGCUCCGUCUCGGAGGAGGUGGUGCACGGCAACGUAACCCAGGUCCCGGGCCACUGCGCCACCUGCGCCGACGACCUGGCCAUGUGCAUCUGGGGCAGCGACUGCUGCAGCAACCGCUGCAUCUCUGCUGCGGUCGGCGUCGUCUACGGUUAUUGUCACUAG